AUGAACCUUGGAGAUAGGUUUGGGGGCCCGUGGCUAAUUGUAGGAGAUACCAAUUUUGUUCUUAACAACUCUGAAAGAGAAGGCUCUUCAGGAAGGGACCCUUUUAUCCCGUUCAUAUCCAAUCUGGUUGACUCUAGAGGGCUGAUCAAUCUGUGUAUACAAGGGGAUAAGAUGACUUGGGAUAACCACAGGUCGGGGGGUAGUCACGUGAAAUCUGCUCUUGAUAAAGGGAUUAUAAAUGGAGCUUGGAUACAACUGUUUCCUAAAGCUGUUAUUCGCUCUUCGCAUACAAGCAACUCGGAUCAUAGACCUCUUUUCUUGGAUACUAGUGGUCCUCCCCCUACCUUUAAGAGAUUUUUCAAGUUUGAGGAGGGUUCGAUGAGGGAUGUCAGAAGCAAACUUGUAGUGGCCAAUGCUUGGGGUUCGAUAGAUCAUUCUUGGGCUCCGGCCCGAGUAUUUAAAAAGCUGGGAGCUACUAGGAUUGCUCUUCUUAAGUGGAAUAGAACGCAGUUUGGUAGGAUUGACUAG
Cannabis sativa is the source of this 528-nucleotide messenger RNA. RefSeq lists its product as uncharacterized. The transcript has a single exon. The coding region runs from base 1 to 528 and encodes 175 amino acids. NCBI's taxonomy places the organism in Eukaryota, Viridiplantae, Streptophyta, Magnoliopsida, Rosales, Cannabaceae. The record is from RefSeq and is a predicted model, not a curated record.